AUGGCAUGCUCGUCGAAUACGUAUCGUAUUACCAUCGUUGGUGCAGGUAUUAUCGGCUUGACAACAGCGUGCACUAUAUUAAAAGAAUAUGCAGCAAAUGAAAAUCUUCAAUUAACGAUUCUUAGUGAAAAAUUUUCGCCAGACACAACGGGGGAUAUUUCAGCUGGAUUUUGGGAACCCUAUGGGUUGAAUGCUGUCGAUGAACGAAUACUUCGUUGGGCUGGUUAUACCUAUGAUAUAUUUCUCAGUGAAUUUUUUUCAACAAAAGCUGCUCGUGCUGGUAUUAUAAAACUUCCAUCGUAUAGUUUACAAGGUUACAAUGGUCAGAAUAUCAAGGAUGAUGAAACUACAAAAAAGCCUGAAUUUUUAAAAUUAGUUCGACAUUCUCAUUCAUUGGAUCAACAUGAACUGGCGAUGUUUGAUCAUUUAAAACCAAAAUCAGGUUUUGUAAUGGUAUCAGUGGCUGUUGAAGUUCGAAAAUAUUUACCACAGUUACUACGUUUUCUUUCUGAAGAUUCUCGAGUUAAAUUUAUUAAAAAGAAAAUUCACUCACUUAUUGAAUUAAAAGAUAAAGCUGAUGUUGUUAUUAAUUGUACAGGUUUAGCUUCGAGAGAUUUAGUUGGUGAUCAGACACUUCGACCGGCACGCGGACAAGUUCUUCGUGUUCAUGCACCAUGGAUAAAGUCGGUGUAUACAUUUGAUACAGAAGAUGGUUUCGGAUACGUUAUUCCACAAGGCGAUACUGUUGUUUUAGGUGGAACAUUUCAAUUAAAUGAUUGGAAUACGAAACCAGUGGCAAGUGAUACUCAAAAAAUUCUUCGAAUGUGUAGCAAAGCGUUGCCUGCUCUUGAACAAAUUCGCCAUGGAAAAGUACAAGUUGGUUUAAGACCUUAUCGAGACAAUGGUGUACGUCUUGAACAUGAAAAAACAUCGAUUGAUAUGAAUGUCGUGCAUUGCUAUGGUCAUUCGGGCGCUGGUGUAACACUUUCAUGGGGUUGUGCCAAAGAUGUAGUAGACAUAGUUAAAACUUUAUUACCGCCGAAGUCAAAGCGACAAGAUAAUUUACUUGAGCAUGAAAAACUAUGGCGUCUAAUACCAAAUUUUGAAUAUGUUGUAUUGAAAGCUAAAAUUUAA
Molecule: messenger RNA, 1134 nt
Organism: Rotaria socialis
Lineage: Eukaryota; Metazoa; Rotifera; Eurotatoria; Philodinida; Philodinidae
Source: the annotation of a GenBank genome assembly